Portunus trituberculatus (swimming crab) is the source of this 2114-nucleotide messenger RNA. Its product is annotated as tubulin beta chain-like. The record is from RefSeq and is a predicted model, not a curated record. The coding region runs from base 95 to 1615 and encodes 506 amino acids. Lineage: Eukaryota; Metazoa; Arthropoda; Malacostraca; Decapoda; Portunidae. Gene Ontology annotation, molecular function: structural constituent of cytoskeleton; GTPase activity; GTP binding. The transcript has 7 exons. Gene Ontology annotation, biological process: microtubule cytoskeleton organization; mitotic cell cycle. Gene Ontology annotation, cellular component: cytoplasm; microtubule.
UUUCCGUCGCGCCGCCGCAGUGGGGAGGAUAGAGUAGCACGUCUCCGUCUCGUAUUGACCGUCACACAUUCGUAUCCUCUUCCACUCACUCACCAUGAGAGAGAUUGUCCACAUACAGGUCGGCCAGUGCGGCAAUCAGGUCGGCUCUAAGUUCUGGGAGGUGAUUAGCAACGAGCAUGGCAUCAAUCCAGAAGGUCACUACGAGGGAACCCACGACGUUCAGCUGGAGAGGAUCAAUGUCUACUAUAACGAGGCUCAAGGCGGGAAGUACGUGCCCCGGGCCGUGCUGGUGGAUCUGGAGCCUGGCACGAUGGACUCAGUGCGCUCAUCUCCUUACGGCAAACUGUUCAAACCUUACAACUUUUGCUAUGGUGAGCCAGAGCGGGCGGGCAACAACUGGGCCAAGGGGCACUAUACUGAGGGCAGGGAGUUGGUGGACAGCGUGAUAGACAUUGUCAGGAAGGAAGCAGAGGACUGUGAUCUCCUACAAGGUUUCCAGCUCAAGCAUUCACUAGGGGGCGGCACUGGGUCAGGCAUGGGUACCCUCCUCUUGUCUAGAAUCUAUGAGGAAUACCCGGAGAGAAUCAUGAAUACCUUCUCCAUCAUGCCAAGUCCCAAGGUUUCAGACACAGUGGUGGAGCCUUACAAUGCCACUCUCUCAGUACACAUGCUCCUGGAAAACUCCGACGAGACAUAUUGCAUUGACAACGAGGCGCUUUACGACAUCUGCUUCAGGACUCUCAAGCUUGCCACCCCGACCUACGGCGACCUCAACCACCUGGUGUCCUUGGCGGCGUCCGGUAUCACGACCUGCCUUCGGUUCCCUGGGCAACUGAACGCCGACCUCCGGAAGCUGGCUGUCAACAUGAUACCGUUCCCUAGACUGAGCUUCUUCAUUCCCAGCUUUGCUCCUCUGACUGCCCGCGGUGACCAGCAGUUCAAAGCCCUCACCGUCCCCGAACUGGUCACGCAGAUGUUUGACCCGAGGAACAUGAUGGCGGCGUGUAAUCCCCGCCAUGGCCGCUACCUCACCGUGGCUGCUGUCUUCCGCGGCUGCAUGUCCAUGAAAGAGGUGGACGAGCAGAUGCUUCAGGUGCAGAACAAAAAUUCCUCUUACUUCGUCGAAUGGAUUCCUAACAACGUGAAGACCGCCGUGUGUGACAUCCCGCCGCGAGGCCUCAAGAUGUCAGGGACCUUUUUCGCGAACUCUACCGCCGUGCAGGAGCUUUUCAAGCGCAUCUCAGAGCAGUUCACGGCAAUGUUCCGACGUAAGGCUUUCCUCCACUGGUACACGGGCGAGGGUAUGGACGAGAUGGAGUUCACAGAGGCAGAAUCCAACAUGAACGACUUAGUGAGCGAGUAUCAGCAGUACCAGGAGGCCACGGCAGACUUGGAUGACGACGACUACUACGACGACGCCCCUGAAGAGAACUAUGGGGUGGUAGAACAUCCUUACGAGGUCGAGGACGAAAGGGAGGAGGAGAGAAGUGUUCACGAUGCAGAUGACGCAGGAGGAGAGGAAGAGUAUGAGUAUGAGGAUGAAGAGGAGCAGGAAGGCGGCGGACAAGAAGAAGAGGAGGAGGAGGAGGGGAAGUUGACGCUGAUUAAGUCUUAAAAAAAAAAAAGUUGCUAUACCUCUUGCCUCGCGCCGUCUCUCAGAUAAAGAGGAACAAAGGAGGAGAAUAUGGCUAUCUAAAUGUGUGUCAGAGAGAGAGAGAGAGAGAGAGAGAGAGAGAGAGAGAGAGAGAGAGAGAGAGAGAGAGAGAGAGAGAGAGAGAGAGAGAGAGAGAGAGGUGGAAAAAGAGCAAGAGAAGGGAAGAAAAAUCUGUCAGCUUGAAAGGGGUGGACGGCCGGUCAUCAUUGAGUCUAGUUUUUGCUCUGCGUUGACUUACUGACUGGCUGCCUGAUGCGUGCCGAACCUGUAGCUUACGAAAGUGUUAGGUAAAUAUAAAGGACAGUGCAAAAAAUGACCUGACAGUGUUUGAACAGAAAGUUAGUGUAUUACAUAAUCUAUUUAGUGGAUCUACAUUAUGUACGGAGAUGAGACAAUGGUUAAUUAAUAUAACUCCUAUAGUGUAUAUAAUCAAAGGCUGAAUUAUAUUGGAAUGCACUUU